AUGGGCGUAACCUUGAUUCCAGAUAUGUUUAGUACCUGCAAAAGUGCUCAUGGUUGUGGACAUGUUGUUCGAACCGCCUCCCAAGGUACUCGUACUAUGUCUACAGAUUACAUCACAAGUCCUAUGAAAAAUUCGGACAUCUCAAUCAAAACAAACACUUAUAACGAUCGCAUCAACCUCAAAACUGAUAAAUCUGGUGCGCUACGAGCCAACGGCGUAUUCCUGCAAGACAAUACCGGCCAGAAAUCUUUCGUAAAAGCCCGCAAAGAAGUAAUCAUCUCAGCAGGAACCUAUGGAAGUCUAGGAAUUCUUCUCCGAUCUGGAAUCAGCUCCAAGCAAGAAGUUGAAAAGCUUGGAAUCCAGAGCCAAGUUGAUCCCCCAGGUGUCGGAAAGAACUUGAUGGAUCAUUUGGUUGUUCUUUCAUUCUACGAAGUUUCCACGCCAGCUCUCACCAAUGACCAUCUCAUCUGGCACACGAAAGGAAAGUCCAAAUCCUUAACUGAAUACCAAACCGAUAAACCGGGCUUCUUUUCACAAUUCCCAUUUGGAACUUUCGCAUUCGCUCGUCUCGACUCCAGACUCUCCGAUUCUCCCCUCUGGAACUCUGCUCCCCGCACCAAAGAUCUCGAUCAAAUGAGUCUCUCACCUACCCAACCCCGCGUCGAAUUCUGGAACACAGAAUGCUACAGCCCAAAUUACAUGUUCAGGAACUUCCCCCCAGAUGGCAAUUUCAAGUCAAGUGACCCUACGGAAAACCCUGUCGUGAAUCAUCGGUAUCUCGAAGAUCCCUUCGAUAUGCUCGUAUUCAGUGAGGGAUGUUGCAUGGCGACUGAAAUUGCAAUGAAGGGGGCAGGGACGAAAGAUAUCUGGGUGUUGGUUAUCAGAUCUAAUGCAGAUGCAUGCUACCACCCCGCCGGAACAUGUAAAAUGGGUCACCCCAACGAUCCCUUCGCCGUCCUAGACUCAAAACUAAAAGUGCGCGGGAUCACUGAUCUUCGAGUCGCAGAUGCAAGCGUGACUCCCUCUCUCAUCGGAGGACAUCCUCAAAUGGCUGUUUAUGGAAUCGCCGAAAAAGCUGCGGAUCUGAUCAUUUUCGAGAUAGGAUGUGUGAUUUUGAGGGUUGAGAAGGGUUCUGUUAGUCCGUACAUCUAA
Botrytis porri is the source of this 1152-nucleotide messenger RNA. RefSeq lists its product as uncharacterized. The record is from RefSeq and is a predicted model, not a curated record. The coding region runs from base 1 to 1152 and encodes 383 amino acids. Gene Ontology annotation, molecular function: oxidoreductase activity, acting on CH-OH group of donors; flavin adenine dinucleotide binding. The transcript has 6 exons. NCBI's taxonomy places the organism in Eukaryota, Fungi, Ascomycota, Leotiomycetes, Helotiales, Sclerotiniaceae.